GCCGCGGCAGACGACCCCCGCCCCCGCCCCCUCCUCCUCCUGCAGGGGGACGACGACCAGCCAAGGAUGGAGGACGACCUGGAGUACUUCAUUACCUUCCCCACGCCCAUGCCCAAGGAGACCCAACGGCGGCCUCCCAGCGGGGAGGAGGAUGAAGAUGAGGACUUUGUAUUUGUGAAUGGUGCCAAUGGGGACAAGGAACCUGUGGUGUUCCUGCUUGGAUGGCUCGGGGCCCAGGACCGUCACCUUGCCAAGUACUGCACCAUCUACAACCAGCGAGGGUGCAUCACCAUUCGCUACACAUCCCCAUCUUCAUAUGUGUUCAUCAGACCAACUGUGAAGCUGAUGCCCAUCGCCCGUAAGCUGCUAUCUCUGUUGCGAGAUAUGAGUCUGGAUGAUCACCCAGUUUUCUUCCACAUGUUCAGCAACAACGGCUCUGUUCUCUACUACUACCUAACCCAGGCUAUGACAGAAUCCACUGCCCCAAAGAUCACAGUAAAGGGAUGCAUUUUUGACAGUACACCAGCCCCAAGGAGGCUUUUCUCAGCUGCCCGAGCUGUGUAUGAAGUGACACCUGGGUCAGUAUGGAUGAAGCUGUGUGUGUCGCUGGGCAUGAUGCUGUAUUUGAUAGGGUGGAAGGUGCUGUCCAUUUCCUGGACCAUCAUCUCUGGCAAGUUGCCCAUCAACCCUCCAUGGUCACUGUUGGAGGAUCCUGCUCGCUGCCCACAACUCUUCUUGUACUCAAGAGCUGACAAACUGAUCAGUUUCCAGGAUGUGGAGCUCUUUAUGGGUGAACGCCAGCGACUGGGAGUCCCUGUAUUGGGCAAGUGCUGGCAAGAUUCAGCACAUGUCCAGCAUUAUAGACUAUAUCCAGAGGAAUACAGGGAGAUGGUGUACUCUUUCUUAAGUCAGUGUUUCAGUCCAGGAGGAGUAACAAGCCAGCCUCUGCCUGCUGCUGCUGACAAUGCUGAGGGUGAGAGCAAGACCAAGAGUGACUAAGAUCUUAGAUAAUGUGUCACCACUGAAGUACUUUGUCAAAACUUGAUUAAUUCUAAUUUGUUUUCAAUUUCUAAGUUUUCAAACAUUUUAAAGAAAGUGAAACCACAUUAGUGAUUUUACAGUAAACCUCAUUGGUUGAAAACCAAAAUUAUGUUAUGUAGUAUUUUGUGUUGUUUGAGACACCAUGUUAUUACUGUAUAUAAAUUUCACAAACAAGCACUGCAAAAACUGUGUGCUUUAAAGUCACUGGAAAUGUUACUAGUAGUUACUUAAAAAUAUUAAGAAAUAUUUGCACUGUUUUUAUUUACUUAAAAUAGCAACUGAUAAUUCUGCAAGUUGUCUAGCUUCAACAGGUUUCAAUAGUGAUGAUGUAAUGAGAGGUUAUAUUAUUGUUUUAGCAUUAUAGAACCUCCUGAACGGUUUCUGUAUAGUGAGUAGAAAAUAGUUGAUGACAUUUAUUUAUAUGUUAUUAUGCAUUGUUAUUGUAACAAACCAAGAUCAUUUGAGCUUUUAUGAUACACAUUUAUAUUUAUUUAUAUUUAUUAUUUAUUAUAUUAUAUUUAUUAUAUUAUAUUAUUUAUAUUCAGUUUAGAAUUUUUUCUUUCAUAGUGAGAAAACUCACUUAUACCAAAUGUAGAUAUAUGUUGCUUAAUCUGUAGAAUCCAAAUUUGAUAUCUUACUACAAGUAAAUCAUACUAUCAGCAAUUAUACCUAUUUUCAUAGAUCACUUAUUAGAGUGCCCUGCUGAUAUGGCUGUUGAACAUAAUUAAGGCACACUGAUGUAGGAGUAUUAUAUAAUUUUUUUUAGCUCAACUACUUCUUGUGGGUGUACGUUACUGGGAUAUUUUCCUCCUUACAAGAGCUAUGAUGCCCUAAAGAGAUAAUUAUAGGGUCUCAUCUUUCAAAAAUUAUUUUUAUCUCUGGAUUUAGUACAUACAAUGAUUUCCUUAUUUAAGAAGCAGCAGAUAUGAAUAUACAUUUUCCAAAGGGUAUGAGGAACUCUCAUACAUAAGCCAUUCACUUCAUGGAGCUACAAAAAACUGUACACAUGAGGUGAGACAAUGAUAAUCUGCAAUACAUUCCAGAGUUUAGCAUAAUAAUCCUAUUCAUGCAAGGAUGCAAGGUUAUUAUAAAAAAACAAUGGGUUAAUCCCAAAUCUCUGAUUCAUCUCUAUGGUUGUAGGACAGUCUAUCACCAGGCAUUUAGUCACAGGACAUAUCAUCACCAGACAACUUGUCAGCAAAUAAUCUAUAACUGAGCAUUUUUGUCACCAAGACAUCUUGUUACUGUUAUUGUAUAAAAUAUCUAGGGGAAAUAGGGAACAUCUUAGUUUUAUCUGUGACCUUAAGUCUGCUCACCACAAGCUGAAUGCUCAUGGGAGGGAAGUUAAUAAAAAUCAGCUAAGCAUUUAUUAUAAUUUCAAAGAUUUGUAAGAAAAUGGCAUGUUUUUUAUAAUAAUUAGACCUUAUGAUUUGUUUUCAGAGAUGGUAGUAAAUGGUUUUGCAUCUGUCAUAAUUGUUGAUCAUGAUAUAUAUGACUGAGGACUUUUUCAAAGAUGAUAUAACUCUAUAAUCCUUUGUAAGCAAACAUUCAAGUUGCAAGAUUCUUUUUUGGUCAAGGGACAUCAUUAUGCUCUUAUUUUGCUUCUUUUAUAGCUGAAGAGACUUCUCUCUUAAAAACUUCAAUAAACUUUCAUAUAUUGGGAUGGUGAUUGGAGACAACACUAAAUGGAUAGUGUAAACCUUGGAUGUUGUUGUUAGUCCUUGACAUGCCAUUUUGAGUUCUCAUAUGUAAGUAUAAUAUUUUAUUUAGAAACUGGAGCAAGUCUGCAUUUGCAAUUUCCUCCGCCUCUCUUUGCACAUAUGUAUGUUACUUUAAAAUAGGAUACACAGUACUGAAGAAAGUCAUCAGCUACCAUACACACACACACUUAGUGUCAGCACCCAUUUUAAUAAAGCCCUGCAAGUUCACCUGUAUAUUCUGGUGACAUUAUACUCCUGUGACAAAAGUGCUUGGCUACAAACUGUACUGUGGCAAGCUGUCAUGGGACAAGGUGUCAGAUGAUAAAUUGUUUCAUGACCCAUCUCUGUGUACUUGAUUCCAGGUCACUGCCAAAUUUCUGAUUUCAAUACUCCACUUUUUCUUCUGACUUCGACUCCACUUUAUCACAUGAUAGGCUGUCAUUUUGUCAGCCUAGCAAUUCUGUACUCAGGGCUUGAGUCCUGGUCACUGUAACUGACAUCCAGGUAAUUAGACUGCCUAUAUAUCCAUGAGAGCUGGUCACAUAAAACUGGGACACCAGCUGUGAAGUAAAUGUGAUAACACACAAUGCAACAGUUCUGCAUCUCUGGACUGUUGAUAAAUAACUUACACAAGCUCAAAUGUUAAGUUAUUGGAUAUUAAUGCUGUCACAAAGACCAACAUGGUGCAGGCUCUAAGCUUUGACAUAUCAACUUUUUUGUUUGACUAUGUAUCACUCAGUCAGAGUAGCAUAGAUCACAAAAUAUUACCUGUAUAUUUUCGAUAUUUGGUGGGUACACACAAGGAAGUUUUGGGGGUCUGUCCGUCCGUUACUUUGUCACUUGACAGGCUAAAUCUAAUGUGAUCUCUUUGUUUAUUUAAGUAAGACUGAAUUCUGAUGGUGGGGAAAUCUUAUGGGGAAUACAUUUAUGAAAAUGCUUGCUUGAGGUCCCUUCUGUUUGUAUAAAGUGAAUAUUUUGCAAACAAUAAAUGGUAUAUUUUUCAC
Molecule: messenger RNA, 3745 nt
Organism: Eriocheir sinensis (Chinese mitten crab)
Lineage: Eukaryota; Metazoa; Arthropoda; Malacostraca; Decapoda; Varunidae
Product: transmembrane protein 53-like
Exons: 6
Coding region: 67-999 (310 amino acids)
Source: RefSeq, a predicted model, not a curated record